Molecule: messenger RNA, 1611 nt
Organism: Aspergillus ibericus CBS 121593
Lineage: Eukaryota; Fungi; Ascomycota; Eurotiomycetes; Eurotiales; Aspergillaceae
Product: UPF0187 domain membrane protein
Exons: 7
Coding region: 104-1528 (474 amino acids)
Molecular function (GO): chloride channel activity
Source: RefSeq, a predicted model, not a curated record
GAUCCUUUUGACUCUCGUUUUCCGAAGGCAGGCCCUUCAAUUCUUUGACUUUUCAUCUCCUCUUUCCAAUUCCCCAUCCAAACUUCCAUCUCCCGUGAGAGCCAUGGCUGAAGAGUCGAGUCACGACAACCUGGCACCGGUUGUGCACGAGGUCCCCGCUGUUGCGACCCAACAGCAGAAAGAGCCUCGACCAGGACGCCUGACUCCCCGUCCAAGCUUCCUGGAGAACCUGGCCAGUUCACGGGCCACUCAAUUCAUGUUAGACAGACGCAACUCGAGCGAACUCGAUCGGUAUUUCCACGGUCCGCGAGAUCUCGACAGACAUUCCAAAUGGCCCAUCUUCCUUCGAAUGCACGGCAGUAUCAUGCCGAAGAUGAUACUGCCGCUUGCCUUUGUCGCUGCCUGGGCCACCUUGAUCACCUGUAUCUCCAAGUUUGUACACAACAUCGGUAUCAACGAUAUUCUACUCACGGUGACGGGCUUCGUGGUCAGUUUGGCGCUGUCGUUUCGCAGCUCGACAGCUUAUGAGAGAUGGGCGGACGGAAGAAAAUACUGGGCACUCUUGAAUCAGACCUCGCGCAAUCUUGCGCGUACUAUCUGGGUCAACACCGCAGAGCGCAGCGGAGAGGAAGGAAAGGAGGAUCUGCUGUCAAAAUUGACGGCCAUGAACCUCAUUCUGGCCUUUGCUGUUUCCCUCAAACACAAACUCCGAUUCGAGCCCGACGUCGGCUACGAAGACCUGGCUGGUCUGGUCGGACAUCUCGACACGUUUGCCAAGGAAGCCCACGACCGCGAGGUGCUUCAGCCCCCGAAGAAGAGCCCGUGGAAGUCGUUCGGUGAAUACCUGGGUGUGUCUUUCGCCGAAUCCAACCCGAGGAAGCUUGUCAAGCGUUCCAAGAAGCCAUUGGGUCAUCUUCCCCUGGAGAUCUUGAACCAUCUCUCGGCCUAUAUCGACCGGUGUAUCGCGAACGGAACUCUCAGUGUCAGUCUUCACCAAAGUCAAGCCAUCACCGCUAUCUCGACCUUGAACGAAGUUCUGACCGGCACCGAACGUGUCCUGGACACCCCUCUCCCCGCUGCCUACAGUAUUUCCAUCGCUCAAAUUGCCUGGAUCUACGUCCUUGCGCUACCAUUCCAGCUUUACGAAUUCCUGAAAUGGGUCACCAUCCCUGCUUCAAUGGUCGCCGCCUACAUUAUCCUCGGACUCGCCUUCAUCGGCAGCGAAAUCGAGAACCCCUUCGGCCACGACGUCAAUGAUCUCCCCCUCGACACCUACUGCCGUCAACUCGCCGCCGAACUCGACAUCAUCACCGCCAUGCCCCCGCCCAGACUGGAUGAUUUCGGCACCCGUGACGACAACUACGUCCUCUACCCUCUCAGCACCUGCGGCUACCCCGAAUGGAAGGACCGCAGUGUCGAAGAAAUCCGCGCCGCCCUGCGAACCAAGGUCGUCGCGAGCUCCCCGGGAGUUGCGCUGUCCGAUACCGCGACGGUGAUUGGAAGCGUGCGAAGCAAGCAGUCGGUCUAGCCUAGACGCACAAACAUAAAAUAUACCCAGCCCCGAAAAGACCCGUCGGGUUGCUGUUGUUGUUCGAAAUGAUAUUAUUGGGU